AUGAAUUUAAAUAUAAAACAAAUCUUCACAAUAAUUUGUUCCGUUUUUUCAAUUUUAUCAGUAGUAUUAUCAAUAUCUGCUUUAAGAAAACCUUUUCAAACUAUAAAUUAUAAUGGAACUAUUUUUAAACCAGUAAUUUAUUCAGAUUCAAUUAUUUAUACAAAUGAUGUUUCAACAAGUGGUUAUUUCCAACAUUUUAAUUCAGAUCAAUCAGUUGUAUAUAUUCAUGUUACAUCAAUUAUUUCAGAAAUUGUUUUAUGUAUUUAUAUUACUAUAGUGUUUUAUUAUUUCACAAAACCAAUGAGGGAAAAAUAUGAAACUAUAGAUUAUGUAACAUUGGUUCCUCCAUUUGGUGCAUUUGCAUUAUUAAUAGCCGCAUCUGCAGUAAGCAGAGAUUUAAAUGUAGAUAUUUGUGAAGAUAUUGGUCAAUGUGUAAACUUUAAAUUAAAAUCAAACCAUCAAACAAUAAUAGGUGAUACUGGUUUAACAUACAAUAGCUAUUCUAAAAGCUCAAUUGGUUAUAACUUAAUUAUUACCUCCACUGUUAUGGCUGGUUUAGGUUUUGCUUGUAAUUUAGCUAGAUUUUAUUUAUUAAAAAAUAGAAUAUAA
Dictyostelium purpureum is the source of this 609-nucleotide messenger RNA. RefSeq lists its product as uncharacterized. The transcript has 2 exons. The record is from RefSeq and is a predicted model, not a curated record. NCBI's taxonomy places the organism in Eukaryota, Evosea, Eumycetozoa, Dictyosteliales, Dictyosteliaceae. Bases 1 to 609 code for a protein of 202 amino acids.